Staurois parvus is the source of this 635-nucleotide messenger RNA. Lineage: Eukaryota; Metazoa; Chordata; Amphibia; Anura; Ranidae. The record is from the annotation of a GenBank genome assembly.
UAGUAUUGGCAUUAGACAGGCGUUAAUGAGCUUUACUAUGGGCAUUAGACAGGCGUUUAUGAGCUUUAGUAUGGGCAUUAGACAGGCGUUUAUGAGCUUUACUAUGGGCAUUAGACAGGCAUUAUUGAGCUUUAGUAUAGGCAUUAGACAGGCGUUUAUGAGCUUUACUAUGGGCAUUAGACAGGCGUUAAUGAGCGUUAGUAUAGGCAUUAGACAGGUGUUUAUGAGCUUUACUAUGGGCAUUAGACAGGCAUUAAUGAGCUUUACUAUGGGCAUUAGACAGGUGUUUAUGAGCUUUAGUAUGGGCAUUAGACAGGAGUUUAUGAGCUUUAGUAUGGGCAUUAGACAGGCAUUAAUGAGCUUUACUAUGGGUAUUAGACAGGCAUUAAUAAUCUUUACUAUGGGCAUUAGACAGGCGUUAAUGAGCUUUAGUAUAGGUAUUAGACAGGCAUUAAUGAGCUUUACUAUGGGCAUUAGACAGGCGUUAAUGAGCUUUAGUAUAGGUAUAGAUAGGCAUUAAUGAGCUUUAGUAUAGGUAUUAGACAGGCAUUAAUGAGCUUUAGUAUAGGUAUUAGACAGGCAUUAAUGAUCUUUACUAUGGGCAUUAGACAGGCGUUAAUGAGCUUUAGUAUAGG